Messenger RNA from Exserohilum turcica Et28A, 663 nucleotides. RefSeq lists its product as uncharacterized. Bases 1 to 663 code for a protein of 220 amino acids. The transcript has 2 exons. The record is from RefSeq and is a predicted model, not a curated record. NCBI's taxonomy places the organism in Eukaryota, Fungi, Ascomycota, Dothideomycetes, Pleosporales, Pleosporaceae.
AUGGGAGACCUUGCAGUCCAGUUCAACGCUGCAACUCCCACCAAUGUCGAUGGUGUUAUGGUAAAUGCCAUCGCAAGCAACAGUCUCUCGGUCAGAGUGGGCACUGAGGAAAGGCUCCCAGGCACCUACACGCUCCUUAUCUCUGGAAACGGCACAUGCAACCCAUCAUCUUCAUCCUCUCUUUGCAAAAUGCAGCCUGGCCUUAUAUCCUCGACUCAAAAGACCUUGGUCAAUGGCAAGAUGGUAUACGAGCUUGUGGACCCAAGCAAGCCCUCUUCUGAGUCUCAGGCUGCUGCGGAAUUGUCCACCGACUAUCUUCCGCUGCUAGAUGGCUCCAAGCAGCUUCUCAUCAACACCACCGACGGCCAACCUCAAGACACUGCAACUUUGGUUGCGGAGCCAUUCGCUACCGAACACACCGUCGCAAGCAACGUGUACAAGGCCUCAACCCAGAGGGGUCUCGGACGCAUGGGAUUCAACUUGGCUACCAGGACCAUGGUUGCACGAGCACGCAAGUCUCGGGAGCCAAGGCCCAGGAAGCCCGUCAGGAACAUCACAUUGAACUUUGGCAACAGGACUCAAAGCGAGGGCAGCAGCGAGAUUCUCCACACGACGUCUCUGAUCUGGGCUUUUGCGGCUCUUACUAUUUUCCAUGUCGUCUAA